AUGCGCGCAAGCUCUCUCUCUCUCGCUCUCUCUCCCUCCUCGCGCGCUCACACUUUGCGCGCCAAAAUCCUGUCAGUGUCGAGUCUGCGUGCUCACGGAAUGCUCACAUCUCACGCGCCGACAGUGGAAACGCCACCAUAUUCUCUCUCUCUCUCUCUCUCUCUCUGUCUGACAGAACCGAGCUGUUGACAGGAAUUCCUCUGACAGACUGAAAUCAUAUUGCGCCAGUAUAAAUUCAUCCUAAACCAUGGAUCCAGUAAACUGCUCCUCAACGGAUACUGGGAUCAGUGGCAGUAAAAUCGCCCUCUGCCUGAUGCUUUCCAUCCUUGCUGUGGCCGCCACAGUCAUCAAUUCCCUGGUGAUAACAGCCAUUCUGGUCACUCGCAAGCUCCAUCAGCCAGCUAAUUAUUUGAUUUGCUCGUUGGCCGUCACUGAUCUCCUGGUGGCUGCACUGGUAAUGCCAAUCAGCAUCGUCUACAUAGUGGAAGAUACAUGGGUGCUGGGGCCAGCCAUGUGCCACCUGUGGCUAGGUGUGGACGUUACUUGCUGCACCUGCUCAAUCCUGCACCUGGCCGCCAUCGCCCACGACCGCUACCGUGCCAUCACAGAUGCUGUAGCAUACUCACAAAAACGCACAUCUCGGAGAGCAGCUGUGACCAUAGUAGUGGUCUGGCUGCUUUCUGUACUUGUCUCGCUCCCCCCUUUGAUAUGGAGGAAGAUGCCUACACAAAACAAACAACAAAUCACAGAGUGCAUUAUGGAGCACGACUAUGUCGCAUUUACAGUCUACUCAACCUUGGGUGCCUUUUACAUCCCGCUCAUCCUCAUACUGGUGCUCUACUACAAGAUCUACCAGGCGGCACAGACACUGCGCAACCGGCGAGACAACAGCCGGCUAGUGAAACAGACAGUCAAGAGCGUCACCAUGAGUUCAGACAGGGAUGCUCCACAACUCAGUCCAGACACACACAGCCCCACCGAGAAGUCUUUUUCAGAGCCGUCAACAGAUGGAGAGCGCGUCAGGACCACUCCCUCUAUGAGUAGGGCGUUCAAGAGCCGAAGGAAUCCUGCUGCCAGGGAGAGGCGAGCAGCCUUCACUCUUGGCCUCAUUCUCGGGGCCUUUGUGAUCUGCUGGCUGCCUUUCUUUCUCAAAGAGGUCAUUGUGAACAUAUGCCACUCUUGCAAUACCUCACCUCUGGUUGCAAACUUCCUUACCUGGUUGGGCUAUCUGAAUUCCCUCAUCAACCCACUUAUAUACACCAUCUUCAACGAGGACUUUAAAAAAGCCUUUCAGAAGCUCAUCCCCCUGUGUUGUACCCAGUACAGGUAAACUCCGCAAUUUUGUCUGUCAAAGGAUGCUUUGGAGAAAUGAGAUCCCAUUACAGCAGGAAGUGUUUAUAAAGGCUAAUGGAGACUGUUGAGGAGAAGACAUGGAAAAACAUACCAGUAGAUGGACUGCUUUUUAAUUCAAAGCAGCACAAGUCUUUCAAGGCACUUUGACCAAAAGACAGUUGCAGCUUCAACAGUACACCAAUGGCUAAAGUUAAUGACUUCCACAAGUAUUGAGUAGACUUGCUCAUUUUUGAGAACACUUUCCUUUGGAGCUUUUUAUAAAAAAAAAAAAAAAAAAAAAAAAAAAAAGAUUAAGUCUCAAUUUCAGCCUCAACUCCUAUCCCCUCUCACCAAGCAGGUUUAUGAAUUUGACAUGGUUAUGACUUGACAUUCUGCCUCCAGCUGUUCAUUUUCCAAAAGGUAUUUGGAACAUACAGGCAGGCUCACAUUCAAACAUAUUGGGAAUGAAUGUUACAUGUACAUGGCAUUUCCAAUUUUUUCCUUUGUAAGUCAAGGAAGAAAAAAAAAGUGUCAGUAGUAUCAGUUUACCAUUUCUGCCAGACUCUCCAAAUGUCUAAUGCAAACUACAACUCAUUUUUCAUUCUGCAGCUUGUAUGUGUAUUUAUAUUAAAAACCACCCCCUGUACAUUGCUUACCAUUUCUUUUUGGUUUUGUAAAGAGCAGGGCAGAGGUUAUCUGCUGUUGUAUUCCAAAUCCCUUUAUUUUGCAUUAUUAGUUUCCCCUUUUCAAUAUCAUUUGAGGAAAUGACUCAAAAAGCAAUAUACCAGGACCCUGUCUGCAUCAGGAUGCAGAGUUUCACCCACUUAAAGGGUAGGUGGUGCUUCAGGACAUCUGAACACAACACCACCAUCUACUGGAUAAAAUGAGUCAUUCAUGGCCAUGACUCCAUGGAACAAGAGGUUUUAUUUGCAGAAAUUUAAAAAAAAAAAAAAAAAAAAAACACUAAAUUAAAAUAAAGAUCAGAUCAGAGAGGAGCAUGAACUCAAACAUAAGCUGAACGUGCUCCACUGCUUUGAGAAGCUGGUUUAUAGUGGCCCACUUGCUUUCUGAUACUCCUGGGCCAAGAGGUGCACAGAAGCCCUCCACCGAUCACCAUGAGCAGAGCAGCCCCCCAACAGAUAAAGAUGGAUGCCCCCAGCUCCCUCUUUUGUGACUGCACCACCAAUGGAUUGUGGAAGUUAGCGAUCAUGGAAUUUGCCAUCCAACUGGGCGGUACAAGACUCAGAAUACCUGCAAUGAGAAAGAAAACCCCAGCUGCUGUAGCUGCCCUGACCUUGGCAGUUCUUUGGAUCAAACAAUUUGUACACUCGCCCCCAGCUACACUAGCAAGUAUGGCCACCAGUGCGACCAUCAAAGCAAUGAUGAGAAUAGCCCGAGAGGCCUUAAGGUCUGAAGACAGAGCCAGCAUGGAGUCAUAAACCUUGCACUGCAUUUGACCAGUGCUCUGCACCACACAGGUCAUCCACAAACCCUCCCAGACAACUUGCGCAGUCACGAUGUUGCUGCCAAUGAAAGCAGUUACACGCCAUAGUGGGAGACCACAGGCCAGGAUGGUUCCCAACCAGCCCAGAACCCCCAGUGGGAUACCAAGCAUCUGUAGCCCUGCAGACAUGGCCCCUUUUGGGCAAAGAUGGAUUCAACCUGGAACAGAAGGGCACACGAGAAUGAUGUGAAUAAGUUAAUGUCAAACUAGGCGUUCCUUACAAAUGGAAACAUGAGCCAAGGGCUAUUGCACCAGGCCACUAGAUAUUGCACUUCAGAAGGAUUAGACAGGUCAGAUUUAGAUACAAAACAUAAUGGGAAGGAUUGGUGAGCUUCUGCCAAAUGACUUGGGCUGUAUUAAAUGUUUGCACUUUCUUGAUCAUGACUUGGAUUUUUUUUUUUUGGGGGGGAAAUCCUAGCUCAAUUCCUCAGCUGUACCAGCAUUCAACAAAUAAAAGCUUGUUUUUAAAUGGC
Messenger RNA from Neoarius graeffei (lesser salmon catfish), 3309 nucleotides. RefSeq names its product 5-hydroxytryptamine (serotonin) receptor 1Fb (gene htr1fb). The coding region runs from base 248 to 1330 and encodes 360 amino acids. The record is from RefSeq and is a predicted model, not a curated record. Gene Ontology annotation, molecular function: G protein-coupled serotonin receptor activity. NCBI's taxonomy places the organism in Eukaryota, Metazoa, Chordata, Actinopteri, Siluriformes, Ariidae. Gene Ontology annotation, cellular component: plasma membrane. Gene Ontology annotation, biological process: adenylate cyclase-activating adrenergic receptor signaling pathway. The transcript has 2 exons.